AUAAAAAACUCAAUUUUUAAAAAAUUAAAUCAAAAAAAUCGAAAUCAAAUAAAUUUUAAAAAUUCAAAAAUACAUUUUUUAAAAGAAAUCAACAAAACAUGAUCUCAAUUUUUUACCUCCCUCCCAAAUUUCGCAAUGUUCGAAUUUCCCACAAAACCCUAUCUCUGAUUUCGUUUUCCCUCUCUUUCUUUUCACGCUCAAACAGUAAAUUCACCAAAAGAAAAGCCCUAAUUUCCAAACCCCCUUAACGCUAACACGCAGUGUACUCUCCGCUCAACUCUUUCCUUAUCCACACACACUCACACACAGAAAUGGCUUCCGUGAAUGCUAUCUCCACCGCCUCGAUCCUCACUUCUCCCAAACAGGAGAGUGAAUCAACUACUGCAAGGUCAGAAGAUGAAUUACAAUGGGGCGUCCUCGAGUCGGCGGUUCAUGGUGAGAGCUGCUGCGAAGGAGAUCGCGUUUGACCAGAGUUCGAGGUCUGCUCUUCAGGCAGGCAUCGAUAAGCUUGCUGAUGCUGUUGGCCUCACUCUUGGUCCUAGAGAUAUCUCAAGCCUUUGAGGAAUAUUCUAUGUGAAAUGCAGGUGGCCAGUCUAGCUGCAUUUUGGAUGAUCAGAAUCCUCAUUCAUAGCAAAAAGAAGUAAAAAAA
Molecule: messenger RNA, 649 nt
Organism: Camellia sinensis
Lineage: Eukaryota; Viridiplantae; Streptophyta; Magnoliopsida; Ericales; Theaceae
Source: RefSeq, a predicted model, not a curated record